This is a messenger RNA of Hyla sarda, 2866 nucleotides long. It is a transcript of the gene ANKS4B, whose product is annotated as ankyrin repeat and sterile alpha motif domain containing 4B. Lineage: Eukaryota; Metazoa; Chordata; Amphibia; Anura; Hylidae. The coding region runs from base 1 to 1230 and encodes 409 amino acids. The transcript is spliced from 2 exons. Gene Ontology annotation, molecular function: protein binding. The record is from RefSeq and is a predicted model, not a curated record.
AUGUCCACCAGGUAUCACCAAUCUGCCAUAGAUGGCUACAUAGAUAUCUUGAAAGAAGCCACUAAAAAGGAUGUCAACACAGCAGACAGUGAUGGAAUGACACCCACCCUAUUGGCAGCCUAUCAUGGUCAUCUGGAUGUGCUUGAGCUGGUGUGUAACAGAGGUGGAGAUCCAAACAAAAAUGACAUAUGGGGAAACACACCACUUCAUCAUGCAGCGGAGAAAGGUCAUGCUAACUGUGUAGCAUUCCUAAUUAAUUUUGGCGCAAAUAUUUUUGCAUUGGAUAAUCAGUUCCGUUCACCAUUGGAUGUGGCCAUCAUGAAGGACCGUAAAGAAUGCGUCAAUAUCUUGGAUGCAGCUGCCAGUAAACAAACAUCCUUGAAUCCUAAGAAGGUUGCAAGGUUAAAAGAGCAAGCGAUGAAAGAUGCAGAACGUAAGCUAAAAGAGUGUGAGAAGAUCCAAGAGAAACAUCAGAGCCAGAUGAACAAAAACUAUAACAGGAACCAAACUGGAACAGUAAAUUCAUUGAAAGGAACCUUGUCGGGCUCUGUAGGUGCCCAGUUUUCAACACCAUCGACCAGGAACUCAUUGACCAGGACUCUGAAGGACACAUUGCAGUUUAAAUUAAAAAGGAAGGAUAAAAACACAAUGGAUAGAGACACAAUAAGCAAUGUGAUCUUUGCCGGAGAUGAAAACACUAGUGGCCAACGUAUUAAGGUCACAGAUGUCUUCAACGAACAUGAAGAGGAAGGCGUAACUUCAGAUAAAGGAGAAAGGCAAUCUAUCUUUAAUCGUCCUGGUCUUGGGAACAUGGUUUUCCGAAGAAACCAGGCAAUGGGUAUUAACACUGACUUUGGGGAAAUUUCUACGCUUGAAGAUGACACAGGUUUUAAAGGGAACAGUGAACUAUUUACAACUGAGGUCAACGAAGGCAAUGAGAAUGAUAAGGACAUUGACAACAAUGUGACCUGGAAUGCAGAUGACAUGGAACUGGACGUGGAAGAAGAAAGUUCUUCUCUUCAGGUCUUCUUGGCAUCUCAUGGCUUACUUGAAUUACACGUCACACUUUUGAGAGAGAAAAUGGAUUUAGAUUCUCUACUCAUGUGUUCUAAUGAAGAUCUGGAGAGCAUUAACAUCCAGCUUGGGCCCAGAAAGAAACUCCUUAAUGCAGUAGAUAAAAGGAAAAAAGUUUUGUACAAGCCGGGAGAGAUCACAGACACUAGGUUAUAAACUUAUUUCUGAUGGAGGCACCAUCUCAUAUUUAUGUAGUACAUUUAUCACUCACACAGCAGUGUCACUAUAAUCAGCAUAAAGUGUAUUAUGCUGCUGUAAUGGGAGUCAGUCAGUUUUUAUGUGUUUUAUAGAAUACCGUACUCCUUUAAAUAUAGGCAUAAAAUGGAAGUCUGAAUGAGGCCUUAGUGUAAUUUGACAAAACAUAUUUAAUAAUCAAUCAAUACUAAAAUCACCAAUAGUGAUAAUAAUAGUAAUAUAUUUAUUGCAGCAUUGUUCCACUUAGGUAAGCAGGAAAAUGUUCCUAUGUAGUCCAAUAAUUUCCAAGGUAACAGGCUUAAAACAAAUCGUCUCCAUUUUUUAAAAUUCAUUAUAACUCCAUAUAACGGCAUAUAAAAUGAAAACUUAAGCAAUCUUUUAAAUAGCUUUACUUAAAGGAAACCUGACAUUUCUUUCAUGCUGCUUGUCCCCAGCAGCUUCUCCUCUCUUCACGAACCAUUAAGAUUUCUCUAGGUUUGAGUAUAGGGAUAGAGCUAUCAAUCAAGGCCGGCAGGGUGGGGUGGGGGGGGGGGGAAGCCACUGGGGACCACUCUGAUGACUCAUAAUUCAGGCAGCAUAAGCAUGAUGACAGAUUCUCUUUACAAAUGUACGAUUGUUUGGAAACCAUAGCUUUAAAGGGGUAUUCCAGGAUUUAUGUUUAGUUGACUAUGCUUCAGGGGCUGUAAAGUUAGUGUAGUUCAUAAGAUAGCGUCUGUACUUGUGUGUGACGGCAGUCUUGAAAUUCUUCUGUGAUUUUUGCCCCAAUAUUUAUUUUUAACAGCAUACAAAAUUACUAAGGUCUCUGGUUUUUCCAGGCUGCAGUGCGGCCGAGACGUGACAUCACUAGUCAGGUGUGCAAAGGGAGCCUGUCCUGCUUCAAUGGGUGGAGUGACUGCUGAGUGUGAGAGAGAUAAUUUUGCUAAAGCUGCAGUAAACCUAGUUAGAAAACACUGGUCUUUUGAAUGGAAUGCAGCUCAUUUGUGUUUCAGUGGGUGGGGUGGCUGACGUGUGGGUGGGAGGAAAGUGACCUCUCACUUACAAACAAGGAACUAUGGGAUGUGUUGUUUGAGAACAAAAUCCAACAGGAAAUACACAGAUCCUUCCUAAGCAUGCUCAUUACUGUCUGGCAGAUAUGUACUAAAAUCACCUUAUGAUGGAUAACCCCUUUAACCCCUUAAGGACCAAGGACGUACCUGUACGUUCUUGGUCCUGCUCCCGUGAUAUAACGCAGGGUUACACUGUAAUAGUGAAGCCGGGACCUGCCGCUAAUAGCGUGCAGCGCCGAUCGCGGCGCCGCACGCUAUUAACCCUUUAGCCGAGCACUUAGAGCUGAGCUGCACGGCUAAAAGCGAAAGUGAAACCAUGCCGGUUAACUCAGUGGGCUGUUCGAGAUAGCUGCGGCGAAAUCGCGGCAAACCCGAACAGCUUACAGGACAGCGGGAGGAUCCCUACCUGCCUCCUCGCUGUCCUAUCGCCGAAUGACUGCUCAGUGCAUGAGAUCCAGGCAUGAGCAGUCAUGCUGCAGAAUCAUCGAUCACUGGUUUCCUAUGAGAAACCAGUGAUCAAUGAUAAAGAUCAGUGUGUGCAGUGUUAUAGG